Molecule: messenger RNA, 6166 nt
Organism: Lotus japonicus
Lineage: Eukaryota; Viridiplantae; Streptophyta; Magnoliopsida; Fabales; Fabaceae
Exons: 2
Coding region: 238-885 (215 amino acids)
Cellular component (GO): plastid
Source: RefSeq, a predicted model, not a curated record
UGUUCCCGUCAUUUUCUUUCCACUCGUUGGUUGGCGCCGUUUUCUCUCUAUUCCCGAAGACGCAACGGUUCCGAGAGAAUCUACAAACUUCACACCGGUCACCGGAAGCGACGGCCGCUGACAGCGACACCGUACGGCGGCGAUUCUUCUCAAUUCUACUGCUAUCCACAGAACGCAUUUGAUAUUUGAAUUCUCUCUCAGCCUCUCUCAGUUAACCCUAAAACCCUAACCCUCGCAAUGGCGAUGGAUGAUGCUGCAUCCACACCCAGCAAUCUCGACGAAGACUACUCACCUUCUUCAACCGUCAUCAAUUUCGAACGGCCCAUUCCCUUACUCCGAGGACCGUUACCGGCGGGUGAUUCCGACGACCCAUCGGCGGGUCCGUACAUCCUCGCGUUCAGAGACUCGCAAGCUUGGGCGUCUUCUUUCACCGCCUGUGAGCGGAAGAUCGUUCAUCAGUGUGAGGAAGGGGCGAGGGUUGGUUGCGCCAUCAACGCUUCCAGAUACUGCAAGCCUCCUUGGUGGAAGGCUCUGUCUGGUCCCAAACCGGAGGACUUGAAGGAGCGGGAGCUUUGUGAGGAGCGGGAGAUGGCGGGUUGCUUCGCGGAGGCGAAGGAGAAGUGUGUUGGUAUGGCUAGGGGUAAGUGCUUGGUUCCGUUUAGGGAUGCAAGGAUUAGGAUUGUUUUGGAUUCGAAGGAUGCUGUGAGGUUGAUUGGUCAGGCUUCAAUGCCUGAGAGGAGCUUGUGGGUGAUGAGACAAGUGGGGUGGUUGGGUCUGAUUGGUGGUGAAUUAGGAGUGACGAAUCGCAGGGCUAGUGAAUUGGUGGGAUUUGAUGAGUGUGUUAGAUGCAUUUUAGGUGACAGGGAACAAGGCACCAAAAUCUAAGGCAAUGCUUGAAUGAGGAAGCGCAUCCUGCACAAUUUUGUCACCUAAUACCGGAGAAGUUAUCAGAAUUGCCAUCUCAUAGAGCUUGGUGAAUCAAAUAUCCAGGUUUUGCUUCACUAUCAUUUUUGAACCAUGUUCUGAGUUUUUAUUUUAUUAGUAAGUUAAAAGAUGUUUUCGUUUGUGCAGUGGCAUCAUAACUUUUAAAAUACACCAUAUUCCCUUCUAUUUUAACCUGCAUAAGCUAAAGUACAAAGAGGUUAGAGGCUAAUCUAUGAGAUCUGAUGUCUAAUUGAAUUGGAUCCAUUUAUUAAGUCCACUAAGUACUCCUUUUAACCAUAUUGUGUAUUUGUGUUAUUAUUCUCCUGUCUGGCCUACUUUUUUCCUUACUUUAUGGAAGCCUGAACUUUAUGAAUUGCAACCAUAAUGUGUUUACUUUUUCUUCUAAUAUUUUUUUCCCUUCUCUUGCAUUUUUGGUUAAUGAUGUAAAUGAUUUUUAUGGAAUAUUAACUAUUUUUUUUCUGCAUAUGUAUAACCCAACAAAUAGGUAGGUUUACUCUAAGGUUUAAAAGUUUUUUAUCUGCAUAUUCAGAUCGACUUGCUCCAGGAGUUGUUUGAUUUGUUUAGGAUGAAAUUUCAUUGUUAUGUUAGUAAAAAAAGUUAGUCUUACUGGUGUCUUCUGGUUUAGCCUUAUUCUGAGAUGUGAGGUUAGUUGUAUUUUGCAGAUAUUUAUUGAUUACUGUCUCUGGUUUUUUUUUGUCAACAUACUGUCACUGGUUUGUCCUCCUGUUUGUGUUUGUAUCUGAAGCUUUGGGCCUGUGGUAAUUUUAAAAAAAAGUUAAAUAAGUUAUUGGUUCCUUUUAGCUACUUGGGAAUAGCUCAAUGGAUAAGGGACAUGUGAGGAUUGGUGUCUUCUAUUAUCCAGACUUUACGGGCCAAAUUUAGUUUGCAAGUCUUGGCCCAUUAAAUAAAUAGUCGCAGGUCAAAACAAAACAAUUUUGGCCAACUUUUUUUGGUCAAAAUAGUCUUGGCCCAUUACACACACACCUAAUGUGACUGUUGGACAUAUGGACAUGGUUUAGGCCUAUCCUAUUUAAACAGACACCGGAUAAACAUAAUACGAACACCGCAACACAACAUAAUAUGAACACAACGACACGAUUAAUAUCUAAAAUACAGGACACGCGACUAAUAUGGGUUGGGUUCACUCUCCACGUAGGGGUACUUGCAAGAGGCACUCUGCCGCUGAAGAAUAAUUUUGGGAAGGUGACGUUAGGGUGAAUCAUGGAUACCUGGGGAAGAGUGUCAUGCACCAUUUAUAAUAGUCCUUUGUUUGUCUGUUACUGUCAUGUAAAGGUAAUAUUCCUUGUAGGGCUCGCUGUAGGAUGCUACGAGUUGUUGGAUUUCAAUAGAGGGUGUUCUUUCCUUUGUCGCGUUCCAAGGUGGGGAUGGAUUAUCUCUGCUGUGUUUGUCUUUUGCCUUAGCACAUCUAUGCUUCUAGGUUAUUCCUUAGAAAUAUCUUUGGGAACCAAAUGACAGCUUCAGCAUUCUUCUACAUGAAUAUCCAAUGAAGGCCUUUUGUUGUGAGGUGUGGUACGAGUCGUGGACUUAGGUCAAGUCGAUUGGUUUUGGGUGGAGUUUACCUAUAUGAGUGAAUGGAUGAUAUGGGCUGCACCUAAUGUUGGACAAGUGACUAUGGGCCAGACCACAGAAGUCCCAAGUCGGAACGAUAUUCACUUUUGAGGGAAAAUGGGGUUUUGGUCCCUCUUACGUGAGUUAUAGGCUUAUAGCCAUUAAUUAGAAAAUCAAUUAUGAAGAUUUAAACAACUUCAUAGUUUGUUAUGUGUGUUUGUGUAUGCACAAAACUACAACCAUUGAUUUUUCUUUCCAAAGUGAGAGGAGCCAAAUUUGUGGAAAAAUAUGGUUAUAAUAGCACAAUGGACCUUGCAUGCAUAGAACUCGUGAUAGUUUGUUAGAGGGUCAUGGUCAGUCAAUUCUUUAUUCCUUAUUCAUCCCUCAAUUUUAAUUUUCUCGGGGCCUUAAUGCCCACUCAACUGUUUCGGCUUAUUCAUCACUCCAUUAUAAUUUUCUCGUGGCUUAAAUGCUUCCACUACAAGUUGGCAGCUUGUUACUCCCUCCGUUCUAGAAAGUUUGUAGUUUAAGAUUGUGGCACAAAGAGUAAAAAAAACAAUUAUUGAUAGUAUAAUUUGACUAGAUUGCCCUUAUUUAAUUUUACUAGUAUAAUGUGCAACUAUUAAAUUAUACUUAGAUAGAGAAUAAUGUAAUUAAUAGAGAAAAGUUGUGGUUGGUUAAUAUGAAAGGUGAUAAGUGAGAGAAAAUGUAUUAAAUGAGGUUAUAGGUGGAAAAAAAUAGUAAAAAAUGCAUUGGUUUUAUAAAACAACAAACAUUUUGGGAUAUUAAAAGAUGGUGCAAAACAACAAACUUUCUGGAACAGAGGGAGUAACUGUUAAGACUGAUGGUAACAUAGACUUAUUACGAUGGAUAGUUGAUUUCACGAAAUAAGGUAGGGUUAUGAAUGCAACGUGUUUUCUUCUCACUCCCUAAGGUAGAAUGGUUCAUGAAACUGAAUAUUCAGGUACCAACAAAUUAGAUUUAGGAAUACAGUUAUUAGUCAAAAAAGUUAAAGCAGCUCCACCGUAGAAAAGAUGAUAGUCUUAUCUUAGGUGGUUCGUGUACGUAAUGUGCAGAUUGACACCCAAGUUAGGAGGAGGGCUGACCAUAAAAAAGACAGUUACAUAGCUAAAAGAUAUAGGUCGAUCAAGCAAAGUUAUAAAUAAAAUUAUUAAGAUAUAUUUAGAGGGAAACCAUAACAGAGUUAUGGUGUCGCAUGAUCUAUUUAGUCUACCCCAUUUAUUGGAAAAAAUAUUCAGGUUCUUAUAGAUAUCUCCGAGUGAUGUGUAAAGAUAAUAGGAUUUUCUUAGCACGAACGAUAAUUGCUGAGGCUUUGUUGCAUAGAAGUAGUGGCUUACUAAUGAUAUUUAUAUCUAUACGUGAGGAGGAUGAUUUGUUUUCAAUUAUUCGAAAACAAAGAAUGGGUCAUUUGGAAAGGGAUAUGUAUUGAUUUCCUUUAUUUAGUUGACAGUCGACAUAGGAAGCUGCUGGGAAGUUUCACUGACGGCAAUGUCCAUAUUGCUUGUCAGGAUCCAACUUCUGUUCACCUCACCUUCACAUUUUAAAAUGUCAUCAUGGAAUUAGUUGCUAUCACAUCUUGUUUGUGUAUAUAUCCCUUUUUGAGUGGGAGUGAAUUUGAGGUGUGAAUAGUUUAAUUGUUUCUUUGCUGCUAGUGGUAGGUUUCAAUUUCAUACACUGCUGAAAGCCUGAGCAGUGAAAAGUCAGCAAAUUGAGUUACGAAGUUACUUGGUAAUUUCGAUUAGUUAAUUAUGACUAUCUUGCUAUCUUAAUAAUGCGGUUAUAGUGAUAGUGACAGAAGUGUUAAAGGGAGCAAGAAACAAGAGCACUGAACAUGUGACAUGACUAACUUUUUCCAUAUAAACUUCGUGCAAUCCAGCUCUGAUUCAUCGUGCUCGUCACAGUUGGAAAGUAGAAUAGAAAAUGCAGCUUGACUACAGGACACUAGAGUUAAAGUAAACCAGUUCAGAGAAAAGGAUGGAUAUAAGAAUGCUGGAAAAGGCAUGGGAGUUGCUCAAAACUUAAUGUCUUGCGUAAUUCAUGCGUUUUUAACUUAGUCACUGGCAAUUGGUUGUUAGUUUAGUCACUGGUGGGGUUUUCAUAAAAGAAAAUUGCUGAUUCUCCUUUCAUAAUUAACUUGUCUUGUGGAAAUGCUCUGCAUCUUGCCUGAAUCUUUAAACUCUCUAGAGUCUAGUCCCAUAUUAGGCAUUUUCGUAGUGGAAACGGCCAAUUGACUUUAUGAUUUGUCCUUCUGGAAAUUAAUGAGAACUACUAAGAACUAGUACUCAAUGGCUGUGCUUGUUAGAGCGUAUCCAUCCCUAGGUUUUUAAUUGGCUAAAAUUCACUUUUGGCCCCUGAUGUUUUAAGUUUGUGCAAAUUCUGCCCCUACUCUAUUUUUGUCGAUGUUUCUACCCCUCAUGUUUUCAAACAGUGCAUCGUCUACCCCUCAUGUUUUCAAACAGUGCACCGUCUACCCCUCCGUCAGGGUAGACGGUGCACUGUUUGAAAACAUGAGGGGUAGAAACAUCGACAAAAAUAGAUAGGGGCAGAAUUUGCACAAACUUGAAACAUCAGGGGCCAAAAAUGCUUUUUAGCCUUUUUAAUUUUUAGUUUUUAGCACUAUUCACAUGAGCUCGUACUGUCAUAUGUGCUCUAAGCAACUUUUGCAUAUUUCACUCUAAUCACAAGUUCUAAACUUUGAGUUCUUAGCACUAUUCAUCUUGUCCAACCACACCACAUUAUUUAUAUUUUUUAUUUUUAUAAAGUAAUAAAACAAAACAUAAAGUAAUAAAACAAUUUGGAUGAGAAAAAAAAUAUUUUUUUAUACUAAGAACUCAUGAAGCAUAGUUUAUAUAAAAACUGGUUCUUAUUUUUAAGAACUAAGAACUUUACGUCAGUCAUUUUCGAUGCUUAAGAACGUGAUUCUUAUUUCUUAGCUUAAGAACUGAUUCUUAGCACUGGUUCUUAGUUCUUAGCCCAAUUGGAUACUAGUAUUACUUCAUUCGUUUCAAAAUAACUCUCGAGAAAGAGAAGAAACACACAUAUUAAAAAAUGUAAUUAAUAUUGUUAACUUUUUAAACAUUUUAUUAGUUUUCCUAGUUUAUCCAUCAAGUGUAUUUGUAUCUCUCCACAUUUAUUGUUUUCGUAGGGGCAGUAUAUGAAAAAACAUCAAUUAAUGUUCUAUUGAAAUUUUAUGUUCUAUUGAAAUUCUAAGUGAAUAGUUACUACGAAACAAAUUUAUCUAAGUGAACAAUUAUGUUGAAUAAGGAGGGAGUACUAUAUUAUUGAUUUUGAGUUAUCUAAAUUAAUUUAAUUUAAACAGAAAAGUUAUGCUAGAUGUUAAUUUUUACGAAGAAAAUUAGGAGUUGGAUGUGACAAAUUCAUAAUUUAGUUGUUUGUUACAUUAUUUUGUUCAUCCUCCAUGAUUAAAAAGAGGCAAUCUGAUAGUCAUCCAAUGGUUAUUAUUGCUUAUCAGAGAUGAGAUUAUUGUGGACAAGUAAUAUUGGCAAAUAGAUAAAACUGUGUGAUAUUUUAUUGUAUUAAAUAUAUAAAUGAUCUAUUCAACAAAAAAAAGAAGUUAUAAUGAUCUUAAUCUGACCUCAGAUUCUUUGCAAGUGAACGUCAUAUGUCCCUU